This is a messenger RNA of Trypanosoma theileri, 2271 nucleotides long. Its product is annotated as N(2), N(2)-dimethylguanosine tRNA methyltransferase. The record is from RefSeq and is a predicted model, not a curated record. Gene Ontology annotation, molecular function: RNA binding. The transcript has a single exon. Gene Ontology annotation, biological process: tRNA N2-guanine methylation. The coding region runs from base 1 to 2271 and encodes 756 amino acids. Gene Ontology annotation, cellular component: nucleus. NCBI's taxonomy places the organism in Eukaryota, Euglenozoa, Kinetoplastea, Trypanosomatida, Trypanosomatidae.
AUGGCGACUUCUCUUCCGGAUAAUACCACUAUUGAUGCUCCCCCUGCUCCAGCUAUGCGUUCUGGACUUUUUGGUACGGAUGUUUUCGCAAAAGAGACACCGUCUGGAUUUGAAAGGAUCACUGAAGGAACUGCAGUUGUUUUGUUCCCACCGGCAGCUGUAAAGAAUGCGAAAAGGCAAAAGGAAGAAGAAGAAGAAGAAGAGGAAGAAAAUAAUAAUAAUAAUAAUAAUAAUAAUAAUAAUAAUAAUAAUAAUAAUGGUAAUUUAUACAUCCAUAGUGGGGAUAAUAAUAAUAAUAAUGAUGAUAAUGAUAAUGAUGGUCAGGCUGUUUUUUACAAUCCUGCACAAGUAGUAAACCGAGAUUUAAGUGUGUGUGCGUUAUCCUGUUUUUCACGUUUACGUCGAAAUGAACCGCGCCGCAAAGGCGGUACACGUGAUGGAAUUACAAUUCUUGAAGCCCUUAGCGCUACAGGACUUCGGGCUAUUCGUUAUUAUAAAGAAAUUCCAGGCGUACGGUAUAUAAUAGCCAAUGAUCUUGAUCCAGAUGCGGUGGAGUGUAUUCGUCGAAAUUGUGAGUUCAAUGGAGUUCCAUGUGUUCGACCAACAUUGGAGGAAAACUUUCCAUCUGAUAACAUUUCUGUGGAUGAGGAAAAUGGAAUCAUUUUAAGUGGAGGAGCUGUGAUUCCAAACUUGGAUGAUGCCAAUGAUUUAAUGUUUCGUCUUGCCACCAAUCCUACGGUGUAUAAUGGACGACGUUUAUGUGUUGUUUCCCAAACGACGACUUCGAGUACUAAAGGUAAUAAUAAUAAUAAUAAUAAUGGUAGUAUGGAUGUUAGCAGUAAUAGUAAUAACACGCCUAGUGUUGAGCCAUUACUUCAACAAGAAUUAGUUGAUGUUGUGGAUCUUGAUCCAUAUGGUUCAGCUUCUCCUUUUCUUGAUGCCGCGAUGCGAUGUGUAAAGGAGGGAGGACUCUUAUUGGUAACAAGCACAGAUAGUGCUAUUCUGUGUGGAAACUAUCCAGAUACAUGUCAUGUUAAAUAUAACUCUAUUCCAUCAAAGAAUGCGGCAUGUCAUGAAAUGGCUGUACGAAUUCUUCUCGCCGCUAUUGAACGUGUGGCUAACAAACACCGCAAGUAUAUUGUUCCACUACUUUCUCUUCAUAUCGACUUUUAUGUACGAUGCUUUUUCCGUGUAUAUACGCAGCCUGCAGAGGCAAAGCUUGGUCCUUGCAAAUUGGGUUACCUUCUCCAGUGUAGUCACUGUCCGGCAUAUUGGGUACGUCCAAUGGGUGUGGCUCGUAUGCGAGCCAAAAAACGGGCAAGAAAAUACGAUGCUUCUCACAAAGAAGAUUUUAUUGGAGAUAAUAAUAAUAAUAAUAAUAAUAAUAAUAAUAAUAAUAAUAAUAAUAAUAAUAGUAGUAGCGGCAAUAAUAAUAUUAAUAAUAUGAAUGAAAAUGAAACUAACUGUAAAGCUGAUGUAUUGGGUAGAGAAAGUUUUCCAUCACCACCUUCACGACAAGAGAACCCAAAAAUUACAUGUUGUAGUUUGCAGAAUAUGUUGCCCUCUGAGAAUUUCCGUUGUUGUAAUGUUUGUGGGGCAUUUGUAACCAUCUCUGGACCCAUAUACGCUGCAGCCACACAGAAUGUUUCAUUUCUCACAGAACUAUUAAAAGAAAUUGAAGAGCGAGGGAAGGCGAAACAAAUUACAUCAGAGGCUCGUGUGGCUGGUUUAGUACGUUUGGCAAUGGAAGAACUUCCAGACACUCCACUUUUUUAUCAAAUUCCAGAUAUUGCCUCCUUUGUACGGGUGCGUUGUCCACCCACACCGUUAUUCGUUGGGGCUGUGGGUCGACUGGGUUACCGGUGUAGUCAAGUGCAUUGUUCGCCCGCUGGUCUUAAGACGGAUUGCCCGGCUGCUGUGUUGGUGAGUGUGAUGCUGCAGUGGAAGGAGGAAGAGCAACACGCAGAGAAAGAGGAAAAGGAAAAGGAAAAGGAAAUUUCAAACAGUGCGGUCGUUUCUGAAGUUGGUGUUAACAAUAAUAAUAAUCAUAAUAAUAAUAGGGCUUCUCUGUUGGAAACGGAAAAUGUAAAGAAGUCUGGGGCUGUGGGGGUGCGAAUUCCAUUAGUGACUGCAAUGGCAGAAGCAGAUUUUUCAUACGACAAACAAUUUGACUUCCGCGGCUCAGUGACGGGUGUGGCGAAAUUUAUUCCCAACGCCCCCAACUGGGGACCCAAGCGACGACAUCAAGGGGCCAUGCGUGAAGAGGAAUAG